Messenger RNA from Ogataea philodendri, 1509 nucleotides. RefSeq lists its product as uncharacterized. Gene Ontology annotation, biological process: carbohydrate transport; transmembrane transport. Lineage: Eukaryota; Fungi; Ascomycota; Pichiomycetes; Pichiales; Pichiaceae. The record is from RefSeq and is a predicted model, not a curated record. The coding region runs from base 1 to 1509 and encodes 502 amino acids. Gene Ontology annotation, cellular component: plasma membrane. Gene Ontology annotation, molecular function: carbohydrate:proton symporter activity. The transcript has a single exon.
AUGCUUCCUGAAAUCACCUACGCUCCGCCCAUCCCGAUGGAUGAGCCUCCUGCCAAGCAAGAGACUACCGACGACAGCUCCGAAGAAGAGGCCAUCGGGUCGCCGUGGCCCAUCAUCCUCUUCAGCACGCUCAUUGCUACUGGCGGUCUGAUCUUUGGCUACGAUAUUGGAACCAUUGGUGGAAUGAUCGACAUGCCUGCAUUCACCAGCACUUUUGGCGACAACACCACGGGCACACAGCCGGCGUUCUACAGCAUCACGAAGGGAGCACUGAUUGGAAUUUCCAGCAUGGGAGGAUUCGUUGGUGGCAUUCUUAGUAUUCUUCUAAUUACCCCCUUUGGAUUGCGUCCCACGAUUUUCAGCGCCGGUCUCAUUUACGCAGUUGGAAACCUCAUCACCUUCACCGCGAAAGUGUGGGUCCAGGUGAUGUUUGGCCGUGCGUUGAACGGCAUGGCCAACGGCAUUGUUUGUGUCACGUGCCCGAUGUUGAUCAGCGAGCUGGCCCCAACCAACAUGCGCGGCGGGAUGAUUUGUAUCCAGCAGCUGCUCACCACAGUGGGGAUCCAGAUUGGGUCCGUCACCAUGUAUUUGAGUCAGAUGUACUUCGACAACACCAGUUCUUUGCAAUACCAGGUGCCGCUACUUGAAGGAAUUGUCUGGGCCCUUGCUACGUGCGCUUUGAUCUGGGUGGUGCCGGAGUCUCCGUACUGGUAUUUGACCAGCCGCAAGCUCGUGGAGAAGUCCAAGGCGUCGGUGGCCAGAGCGCGGUCGCUUGGCGUCAACGACCCAGGAGUGCUGCGCAUUGUGGCCAUUAUGUUCAACAACAACUCUGACGAGGACGAAGAUGCAGCAAAUAGAGAGAAACGGUCCAUCAGAAAGGGACAGCCAAAGUAUCUGUUGCGCACCCUGACUGGAAUCAGCGUUCUGUGCUGUCAACAGCUCACGGGGAUCAACUACUUCUUCUUUUUCGGCACCACUAUUUUUGCAACCAUCGGUCUAACCAACCCGUACUUGGUGCCAAUUUUCUUCGGGUUCGUGAACUUGAUAUUUUCCGUUGUGUCGCUGUUCAUCAUCGAGCGAUUCAACCGUACCACACUGCUGAUGUCCGGAUCGGUGCUGCUGGUCUCCUUCAUGCUGAUCUUCACCACCGUGAGCCUGGUCUCUGUCAACAACAUGAACGUGGUGUCAGGUGUACUUAUGGUGACGGUCUCGUGUGGAUUCAUCGGGGUGUUUGCUACAACGUGGGGCCCGCUGAGUGGGGUCGUGGUGUCUGAGCUGUAUCCGAUCUCGAUCAAGGUCAAGGCAAUGUCGAUUUGCGGGUCGGCCAGUUGGCUGGUGACAUUUGUCAUGACACUAAUCACCCCACCCCUUACAGAGCUAUUUGGCUUUGGAAUUGGGUUUGUGUUUGUGUUCUUCAACGCGCUAGGGUUCGCGCUGGUCUACUACCUUGUUCCAGAAACCAAGGGAAUGCCACUCGAGAGACUCGACGAGCUUUACGAGCAACAAUAA